CGAGUGUCACAAAUGUCAACUGCACGUGUAACGUAAUCGUUCAGAAUUAUAAUGAAUUACUUCGUAAUCCAAUAACGAAUACGGGCUGCUCUCGUGUUCUCGUAGAGUUCGAAAUUAAGCAUAUCAGCAAUAAAGAAUAAUAGCAAUAGGUGUCGGAUGCGCACUGCAUGGUCCAGGGUCCAGUUAGUCCAGCAAUUACAGUAUACAUACAUAUAGUUUGUUAGUUCACUGGCUAUCUGAGUCUGAGCACUGGCGAAGCGAAGGUGAAGGCGAAGGUGGGCGAAGGGAUCGUGCACGGUCGUAUUUACGUACUUAAAAGCCAAGUUCAUCUUGUCGCAAGUGUAUUUUAAGUAUACUUAUGAAACAUAAAUAAACGAUGGGUGCUCUGACGAGUCGACAAAACGCUGGAGUAGAAGAAGUUGACAUCGUUUCGAAUCAUGCAUAUAAAUAUCCUCCUCGUUCAGGAAGUUAUUUCGGUAGUCAUUUUAUAAUGGGCGGUGAACGGUUCGAUACACCUCAGCCAGAAGCAUAUCUUUUUGGAGAGAACGCCGAUUUAAAUUUCUUAGGAAGUCGCCCAACCCCAUUUCCAUACCCACCGCCACAAGCUAACGAGCCUACCAAAACGUUAAAGAGUUUAGUGAACAUAAGACGAGAAUCGUUGAGAUUGAUUAGGAACGUUGAUCAAACUUCGACGUCGCCACAGUGUCAGACCGUCGUCGUGAAGCAUUACGGGGGGGAUGGAUGUGACAUUGAUAAAAAACCGAGUCGUUAUAAUAUUGAAUUCACAUUUGAUUGCGACGUGAGAUGUGCAAUUACGAUAUAUUACUUUUGCACCGAAGAAGUGACAACGAAAGGCGUUACGUACACGCCAAGAGAUCCAUCUAUGAAUUCUGAAACAUAUUAUUAUAAGAAAGGUGCAAAUCAAUUAUUUUCGCAAACAUCCCAUGUAUUUGACCCGAGAGCCUACAGUAAAGAAGAUUUAUUGUACAACGCUGAUAGGGAAAUAAUACCAAUAGCCAUUCACUGCGUCGCCGAAGAAGGUACCGAUGAACCGAAACAGUCUCACACGACCAUCGCUGUCGUUGAGAAACAUUCGGAUGGAACGUAUGUACUAAAAGCCCUCAAACAAAAACUGUUCGUCGAUGGUCUUUGUUACUUGCUUCAAGAGAUAUACGGAAUUGAAAACAAGAACGGCGAGAACGCUAAGCAACAGGGGAGCGACGAAGAUACGGAUGACAAUGGAUCCGAGUGCGUUAUCUGUAUGUGCGACGUACGAGACACUUUGAUACUACCGUGCAGACACUUGUGUUUGUGCAACAACUGCGCGGAUUCACUUCGAUACCAAGCGAACAACUGUCCGAUAUGCAGAGCUCCUUUCAGGGCACUCCUUCAAAUUAAAGCUCUGCAGAAAGCGACCGGAGCCAUAGUAUCGAAUCCACCUUUUCCGCCAGAGGGAAGUUGCGAAAUCAUACCGGCUGGAUACGAAGCCGUCUCUCUCAUAGAAGCUUUGAACGGUCCGUACAUUCCAAGGACCGCGGCUCUCGCGCCAGAAUCUCCAGAUACGCCCGAUACAGAUACGGUCAGCGCGAUUCAAGCAGCGGAAGCAUUGAACAGAUCUGCCGAACGUACGCCCGUAUCGAAACACGUGUCGAAAGAAGCAGAUGUAUCUGCAAGAACGAGUGGCACUACCGCGUGCCCUACGCCAGAAUUCCGGAUGUCAGUUUUAUUGGCCAGAGACGAGCAUUCCGGGUCGCAGAAAGAUCUUCAUAAUCGAUCACCUGCCGCGAUGAGAAUGAAAUCGUCUGGACACAUACGAGAAAAAGCGGCGUUACGAUCACGGGACACGCUCAGACUUGUAAACGAGAAACAACCUACGUCUCUUUACGAGGGGCAAACACAAGACGAAGACAGUGAGGCCGAGAAAUUGUCUCCGUUGUUGGACGCAGCGACUAGUACGGAAGCGUUGAACGCUCAAAGUCGUGAUAUUUGCGAUAUGGACAUGGACGACGAGAUUCCAAACGUGGAAAAUGAAAACGACGACGAUAAUAAUAUCACGUGUCAUUCACAUUGAGCGUUCGCGCGAAAUCAUUUUCAUCUUGGAAAUCGAAUCGGUCGAAUUAUCUUUAAUAUCUUUUGUACUGUAUACAUAUAAAGUCGCGUUUCUCGCGAAAAUUCUGAUCAAUGUAAAUAACAUGUUAUGUAGAUAUAAAAUUUGGACGAUGGACGAAAAUGAAAAUUGAAA
Messenger RNA from Ceratina calcarata, 2242 nucleotides. It is a transcript of the gene Mrgn1, whose product is annotated as Mahogunin ring finger 1. Gene Ontology annotation, molecular function: ubiquitin protein ligase activity. Bases 377 to 2071 code for a protein of 564 amino acids. Gene Ontology annotation, biological process: protein ubiquitination. Gene Ontology annotation, cellular component: cytoplasm. The record is from RefSeq and is a predicted model, not a curated record. Lineage: Eukaryota; Metazoa; Arthropoda; Insecta; Hymenoptera; Apidae. The transcript has 9 exons.